AUGCCCCCUUCCGUGCUGAAGUCCAAACACCUCAACCUGGCGGCAAGAUCUUCCGUGCGCGGCUUCCCAACCUACCGUCACAGUCUGGGAGCCAACACAAAAAGCCAUUCAAUCCUCGGGGUCCGGCCUCAGGACGGCGGCUUUGCCAGAACGGGUACGGAGGGGACAGUGCCUGCUGGCUUAGCCUCCCACGGCCCCCGACGCAAGGAGCGCUUGGUCCGGGGUCGCCCACGACGGUGCUCAGCCCCGCAAACCUGCUCAGCGCGGCCGCGGACGCCCUCCCGCUCAGCCGCCUUCCAAAGCCCGCGCUCCCGUCACGUGACCCGCCGCCGCGCACGGCCUCCUGGGAAGUGUAGUGCAGACCCGGACGCCCUCGGCCAGCUUCCCUUGUGGCAAACAGUCCCCCCUCCACCCCCGUGGGGGAACGAACCCUCCCAGCGGCUCUGUCCUACCCUUCUCCAUCGCUCGCCCCAACUCCACAUCGGGGCCCCACAGGCCCCAGCGCCCCCUACCUCCGAAACCACAGGACUACAAAUCCCACAAUGCCACGCGAGCGGGCGCACUUCCUUUUCCGGCUGCACAAGGCGCCUGCUCCUGCCGACGUGUUAUUCCUGUGGCGGAGCGGUGGAUUACCCUGUGCCUAGCAAGAUGGAGCUCGAGGCCAUGAGCAGAUACACCAGCCCAGUGAACCCAGCUGUCUUCCCCCAUCUGACCGUGGUGCUGUUGGCCAUUGGCAUGUUCUUUACCGCCUGGUUCUUCGUCUAUGAGGUGACCUCCACCAAGUACACUCGGGAUAUCUACAAAGAGCUCCUCAUCUCCUUGGUGGCCUCGCUUUUCAUGGGCUUUGGAGUUCUCUUCCUGCUGCUCUGGGUCGGCAUCUACGUGUGAGCUCCCAGGGGUUCCAGCCCGGCGGCUUCACUGAACCCCUGCUUUUGUAAAUUAAUUUUUUUACCAUUGCCACAAGCGUCUCCCACCUGCUCACAAUAAAGGCAGAUGUGUGACC
Molecule: messenger RNA, 1003 nt
Organism: Leopardus geoffroyi (Geoffroy's cat)
Lineage: Eukaryota; Metazoa; Chordata; Mammalia; Carnivora; Felidae
Gene: TMEM258
Product: transmembrane protein 258
Exons: 6
Coding region: 1-888 (295 amino acids)
Biological process (GO): protein N-linked glycosylation
Cellular component (GO): membrane-bounded organelle
Source: RefSeq, a predicted model, not a curated record